Messenger RNA from Drosophila obscura, 1065 nucleotides. RefSeq lists its product as uncharacterized. The record is from RefSeq and is a predicted model, not a curated record. The transcript has a single exon. Bases 790 to 969 code for a protein of 59 amino acids. Lineage: Eukaryota; Metazoa; Arthropoda; Insecta; Diptera; Drosophilidae.
UUUGUUAGCAUAGCAACACUUACAGGAAAAAUGAUAAGACUAAUUUGAAUUUAUCAAACUAUUAGCCAGAAACUAAAUUGAAAUUUUCUAUAUUUUUGUAGUUUAGCUUCAAUAAAAGUUAACUAAAAAAUAGAAGAUUUCGAAAAUCAACAGAAUCUAGAGGAACACACACAACCUGCACGCGAAAGUUUUCAAAUGUUGACUGCAGGAUGCUUUGACAAAAGCAAAGGGAAUCACAGUUAUAAACAUGUUGCAUGCAACAUUCGUCCUUUUUGGCAGUUGCUAAACAUAAGGAUAAGCUCCGCCCUUGAAGGAAAGCGCAGGCGUUCUUUUUUGGGGGUGGAACCAAACUAAAAAAUAAACCUAAUGAUUGUUUUCUAUUAAAAUAAAUAUGUUUCCUGAGCCUACGAAUUAUUGCAUAUAAAAGAAAACAUUUCCUAUAAGUGGAAUACGUUUCUAAUGGAUUAAGCUCAACUUAAAUUAAACAAAAAAAUUCCUAGAUUGUUGCGUCUCAGAUAACUUGCCUCAACUAUUGCUCGCUUAGUACAGAUAUCGGAUUUAGUAUGAGCUCAGAGUAUUCCACACAAUCAACAUGGGCACUCCUCUGAAUGCGAAUUUGUCACCCUUGGAUCAUGUUACGCCCCACUGAGCACCGUCCAGCGAUAUCGAGUCUUGCAGUGUGGGGCCCCCCAAAUCGAAUGAAACAAUUGAAUAAAAUCUGAACAAAUUAAUUGGAAAAUCAGUUGAAAUCAGUGGCACUCUCAACGCGGUCGUGUGGUGGUCCAGAAAAUGUUGCAGGAACUACAGAAUAAUACCCUGGGCUUUGCCCUCAAGCGUCGAAACGAUCGGUUCGUGGUGGAGCCCAUCGGUGGCAUAGUGAAUCCUGCCUAUGAGCCCGACCUAUCAGGAGAUGCUGCUGUAUCAUCGCGGGCCAAUCGAGGCAUUGGCCAAUCAAAAUGGCGAGUAUAAACUACAGUUUACUCACUUGGAUAAUAUACACAGCUUCCAAAUAUAUAAUCAGCGCACGAUUCUGUUCUCAAGGCCUACAUAGAUGAUACAAAUAAC